AUGGAAAAGCAAUGCCCCGUGUGCUACUACAACUUGCCGGACCCAGAAUCAGCCAUCGCCCCGUACGACACCGAACUGAAUUAUUUCAUGUGGGGACCAGGUUUCGAAUGGCAACCAGAACCAGAGGUUAAAAAUAUAUUAGUGGAGGAGGAAAAUUAUGAAGAGUCUGAACAAUCUGAAGAAUCAGUUGCAGGGUUAGAAGAGUUAGAUGAGAAGGUAGAUCGAAAUGAAGCCAAAACUAUGUUCAACGAUAAGAGUAGCAAUGGAAAAGUAACCAUAGAAGAUGCCUCAAACAAUGCAAGGAAAUUGGGUCUAGCUCCAUCAAGCUUGGACGAGAAGAAAGUUAGAGAUUUGUAUGGAGACAGUUUAACCUACGAGCAGUAUUUAGAAUAUCUAACCAUGUGUGUGCAUGAUAGAGACAACAUGGAAGAGCUCAUUAAGAUGUUUUCACACUUUGACAAUAACGCCUCUGGAUUCUUGACCAAGCACCAAAUGAGGAAUAUUUUAACAACUUGGGGUGAUGCCUUGACCGAGCAGGAGGCCAACGAUGCGCUCAACGCGUUUUCUUCGGAGGACCCAAUCGAUUACAAGUUGUUCUGUGAGGAUAUUUUGCAGUAG
Molecule: messenger RNA, 618 nt
Organism: Plasmodium fragile
Lineage: Eukaryota; Apicomplexa; Aconoidasida; Haemosporida; Plasmodiidae
Exons: 1
Coding region: 1-618 (205 amino acids)
Cellular component (GO): myosin II complex
Molecular function (GO): calcium ion binding
Source: RefSeq, a predicted model, not a curated record